ACAUAUGAUUGGCAGACGAUCUCUAUAUGCCUCAAUGGCCGCCAACUAUUUUGUGUAUUAGAUUAGGAUAUUAAUUUUCUGUUUUGUAUUUGUUUUAAUGUGCAUAAACUUUUCAGUCGUAAGUGUUAUGUGAUAAAUCAGUGUUUAACAGAACGUGUGGUACACGUAUGUACAUACUUUUAAGAUGUCAACAAGGUCGCAGUUAACGAAGGAUUUGAAUGAAAGUGUCAAAGCACUAUUGGGAAAACGUGUUAAAAUACUCCUUAAAAAUGUUGUCCGGCUGGAGACAAAAGGAGAUAAAACCGAAAACCGAGUUCUGGUCUUUUCUCCUUGUCGACUGUUUCUUCUCACAGCGAAAGUACCUACCAGGAUUGAUUACCACUUCCACUACCUGGAAAUUCAAGCGAUUGAAAGCAAAAAGCAGAAUCAGUUAUGCUUGACUGUUGGAGACAAAGUAUUCUCUUUUCUAACAUCAGAAGAUUCUGGAAGUGGGGAAGUGGAUGCAAUGAUUCAAGCUCUUUCUACUGCUAUCCGAAAUAUAUUUCCAACUGUCGCCUUAACGCACAUUAUUCGGAAAGUGGAAGUGGUUCCAACGAAGCGAAUACAGCACCUGAGAGAGGGCGAGUUCAUUCGUGGGUCGGAAGUGAGGGGUUUGGGGCCCUGUGGGGGGUUCUCGACCCAGUAUGCCUGUAUGUGCGACUUCCAUACACUUCCCUACCGCGAUGAAGUCGCUUGGGAUGUUGACACAAUAUAUCUCUCUCACGAUACUAGAGAGCUGUGUUUGCGUGAUUUUGAUCAUCUGGAUCCGAAGGAUCUCGUUCCAAUCAUCAGUGCGUUGGAAUACAACACUUGGUUCACCAAGUUAAAAGCAAGCCAGAUCAAAUUAACCCACGAAGCUUUAGAUAGGAUAUUACAUAUUAUGAAGAAGUCGCUUAGCAUAGAGGAACUUUAUUUAGAUAAUAUAGGUGUUAAAUGGGAUUUUGCCCACAAAUUGUCGUUAUCAUUAAUAGCCAAUACACACACACCUCUGCACACGCUUGAUCUCUCGUUCAAUAUGAUUGAAGACAAAGGUGCCUCUAGCUUGUGUGGAAUAAUUGCGAAAAUUAUGCAAGGUGGGACUCACUUGAGCAGUCCGCUGGCGAAGGCUCAGAAAGGCCUGGUGCACUUGAAUUUGUCGCACUGUGGCCUCACAUCGAAGGGAGUCAACCAGUUAGCGCAUGCGCUGUCACUCAACAAGCCAAUGCCCAACACGCUCACCUACCUCAAUCUCAGCGGAAACAAUCUGAAAGAGGACGUCAAUAGCUUAUGUAAUUUCCUAGCUCAGCCAAACAUGUUGACGCAUUUGGAUAUUUCAGGGACUGAAUGUACUUUAGAAUCUAUAUUUGGAGCUCUGCUUCGAGGAUGUGCCACAAACCUAGUUCACUUAAAUGUAUCGAGAAAUGCCUUCAGUCUGAAAAAAGGAAAAGAAAUCCCACCGUCCUUCAAGCAGUUCUUCACUAGCACGCUCAGCUUGAAAUAUCUCAACAUGGCCUACUGCAAAUUACCACUUGAAGCUCUCAAGAAUUUACUGUUGGGAUUGGCUUGCAACGAGUCGACAACGGACAUCUCGCUAGACAUGUCCUGCAAUAAUCUGGGAUCCCAAGGGGCGCAUGUCUUGGAGUCCUGCAUUCACGGAGUGCGUAGCAUAGGAACUCUCGAUAUAACUGAGAACAACAUGGAUGUAGAUUUGGCAGCAGUAGUGACUGCUGUUAGUAAAAAUAAGUCGAUAAAGCACCUGCAUAUGGGUCGGAAUCUGGCCGGAAUGAAAGCAAAGCAUAUAUCUUCGGUCAUGGAUUCAGUAGUGCAGAUGAUUCAGGAAGAAGACUGUGUACUUCAGACUCUAGCCAUUCCAGACUCCAGACUCAAAUCCGAUCUUCAUAAUCUCAUUAAUGCCUUGGGUGGAAACCAGUGCCUUCAGAGCAUAGAUAUCAGUGGUAAUUUCAUGGGUGACAAUGGCGCACGGCUGCUUGCCAAAGCACUUCAAAUCAAUUCAAGGAUACGAAGCAUUCUCUAUGAUCGCAAUAAUAUCACACUUCAAGGCUACAAUGAUUUGGCCUACGCUCUAGAAAGUAACUAUACUGUCCGUUACAUGCCGUUUCCCAUCUACGAUGCUCUGCCUUGUAUGAAGGUUUCAGCUGAAAAGACAAAUGAAGUUAUGAAAAAAAUCCAGGAAAUUCUUCACAGAAAUGUGUCUCCUAAGAAGUACAGCAGUAAUGGGCAAGCUUUCAGGUUACAACAGGGCUUCCUGUUGAGCUCUACUCAGCAGAUGGUUGAUCGGCUCGUUUUGCAAACUCAGGACACAAUCAAAACUUUGGCACAAGAAUCGACGGAUAAGAACAACGACAUCAAUCAUGCGACAAACUUGAUUCAAGAUGCUGACAAUGCUAAACAGCUGCUGCCCAGACUUCAUGAGGUUGUACAAAGAAGGGAGGAAGUUGGGAAUCCGAUCGAAGUGAAAUUGAAACAUAUAUCCGAAGACCUUAAUGCUGUGAUAGUAGAUUACUUACAGGAUACUCUAGAAAGUAUGGUGAAAUGUGUGGAGGAGCAAUGUCCGACAGUGUUUGGGAGUGAGCGUGUGCAGGAUGACGUCCGUAAGAUGUGUCAACAAAAAAGUCGUUUGGAGCCUGAAUUUGUGCGAACAUGUAUUUUAGAGCAAGCUGGAACAAACAUCAUGAACAAAGUCAAUGAACUGAGUUUGGCGGUAGCAUCUCAUGUAUCGGAUCGGUUAACAGAUGAAGUUAUUGAAUCCCUGUCGAAAAGUCAUAAAUCGUUGCUUGGCGAUGUAAGCAAAAAGAGAUCUUCCACCCCUGAUGUACUGCGCACAAUGUCGCGAAUGAGCUCCGACUCAUCGAGAUGCGACCCCAGUGAAAGUUUCCCCACUUCGGAUGCUAGUCAACAAUCGGAUCCUUCUCCCAUGAAACUGGAAUAUUUGAACCUGGCCACUCCCCAUCUGUCUACCAAGAGGAAAAGUUUGCACGGUCGCAAAUUGAGGCCGAAGUCAGUGGUGGAUAGUGUUGACGGAAUGUCAGCUGAUGACAUUCCUGACCUUCUUCCAUCUCUGCCAACGUCUGCUGAAGAAUCUCUGGACUCAGUGUGCGAGCUGCCCCCUGGCGGUGUGACGCAACAACUUCAGCACCUGGUAAAAGGGCGGCCUCGUCGCGCCAAGACCCGCGCCCCUUCGCGCCCCACUCUACGCCCCCCUGCGCCCACCCCACUGAUCCAAGAGGGCCUCGACACCUUCUUCAGGCCCGGCUCUGUCACGCCUCUAGUCUCGCCCACCUCUGAUGAUAGCACCAGCUCCUUCUUGACAGACUUGAGCCCGAACAACAGUGGAGAUUGGAAGACUGACGACGAAAAGAAAAACGGACAAUCACUCAGCGAGAAAAUUGGAAGAAGUUCGCCAAUGCUGAAAGAUCAGCUGGACAGUGGCGCCCCCCGUUCAAGGUCGAAUGACAACCUGGAGAGGUACUCACCGCUGGCUAGGCGCACCUCCACCUCCGACUCAACACACUCAUCAUCUCCACUUGCUCGCCGCCUUGACAGUUUACGGGAUGAAGAAAGUGCUGAAGAAAUGGAGGUGGGAAGAAAAAGUAAUACACUUCCAGAUAUGAAAUCGAAACGUGUCGCCAGUCCAUCCAGUAGACCAGAUUCGGACAGCGAGAAGCCAGGCUCUCCGACGAUAUCAAUUCCAUCGGUGAAACUGCGCUCAACCGGCUUGGCAGACUCGCUCCGCUCGCCAACCAACGGCUUUCCACGCGCUUCCGAUGCGCCCAAAUCUCCAGUAUUAAAGGCGAUCAAUUCCAAAGACAAAACUAGUGAGUCAGACAAAAAUGUGGGUUGCAAAGUUAAGCCUCCCCCGCCACUGGCUCCAAAACCACGGCCUUGGUCUGUGGUCGGAUCUGAUAGAAAAUCAGGCGACUUUUGCAAUCUGUUGAGCGACGGUACAAGUCCAAACACGUCAGCGGCCAACACUCCUGACUCGGGUGACGCACUGGAUGAUGGAGCCGACGCCCUCUCUGUUGGAUCAGGUGGCAGUGACAAACGAUCAGUUAAAGAAAUGGCUGCGAGUUUGAGCAGACAUGGAAGUGACGAUUCCAAAAAGAAAGAAUCUAGCUUAGAAAGGAAUGUUCAUUUUAGGAGAUCGCAACAUAAGACUAAUUGCAACGAUAAGCCAAAGGUGACAGUGGUUAGUGAGGAUUACAAAAUCGAACUGACGAAUAAGUUGCGCUCACUGCCAGUGACCUUCCCACCAACCUGUCCGGUAGACGACUCAGUCGAUGUCUAGAAUCGACUAGACGACUCAGUCGAUGUCUAGGAUCGACUAGACGACUCAGUCGAUGACUAGGAUCGACUAGACGACUCAGUCGAUAUCUAGGAUCGACUAGACGACUCAGUCGAUGUCUAGAAUCGACCCAAUUCUAAAUUAUUGUUAUCAUCUAGGGCAUAAAAACUCGUUCAGUACUAUAAUCCUAGAAACCAUCUUAGUAUUUAUCAAUUCAAAAACAUCCAGUUAUUGUCGAACUAUAAUAGUCUGUCUAGAUUUAUUCAAAAUUGACUAUUGAGUUUCACCUAAAUGCUUCUUCUCUCUUUAAACGUUUUCCAACGUAUAUCCCAUCAUCAUAUUAUAAUAUUUAGUGAGAAAUCAAAUUUAAAACUACUGUGUAGUAUUUUUAAAUGUUAUUUUGGAGGGCCCUUUCAGUGUAUAAGUAAAGUAAGAAUCGAAUCAACCAGUGUUCCGUCUUCAUAUAUAGUUCAUUAUUUUAUAUUCAUCAAAACCUUAGUAAGAAAACAAAUCCGAAAUUACUGUGUAAUAUUUUUAAUCUUAUUUUUGAGGCCAGUUAUUACAUUAAGUAUUUAUCAGUAUACCAAGAAUUUAAUCUAUCAGUGUUCCAUCUUGAUUUGUUUUAUUCAUCAAAACUGUAUUAAAUUACGAAACUGAUUGAAAAAUGUAUGAUAUUGGUAGUUUUGAAGUGGUAAUUUCAAAAGUAAUUAUUCUGGGAAGAACAUGAUGGUUUUAAGCGUUGAUAACACUUUUUACAGUAUCUUGAUAUUGUCUAACUCAUAUUUUUUAUUAAUUUAAGUAGCUGCCAAUUACUUCAACUUCGAAUUGAAAAUAAUUUAAAUUAUGCAAAAGCUUCCCUUUCUAAACUCCAUAAUAGUCCAUAAUAAAUUAGGGUUGUACAAAACAAAACCUAGAAAUUUGAGCUUUUAAUGAAGAGAGUUAUUCAAUUAUCAAUUUUAAUUUAUUUAAACACGCAGAAUACAUACAAAACAAUUGCAAUAGAACAGUUACAGCAAUAAAAGCACAAUAGAAACUGAGAUUUGGUAAUGGUUUAGUGUAUUGAUUUAACAACACAUCAAAAAGGUUGACAAAAAUAUUUUACUUCUAUUUCUCGCGCUUGUGAGGUACAUUUCAACUUCUACUUCAGCUCAUUUAUAGGCUUGCAUUAGUGAUAAUACUGUCACCAUCUAAAUUUUCCAAACUUAUUCAUCUCAAGUGCAGUGCCUUUUGUUAUUGGCAGAUAUACAAUAAAAAUGGUUUCAAGACAAAUUGAACCCCCUUCAUAAUCAUUCUCCAAGUUUGUUUGUAUGUUAUUACUCAAAAUUUUCACAAUCUAAUAUACUCCUUGGAAUGAUCUUGUAAUUGACUGAUUCUCAUCAAUUAUGAAGUAAAAUUGAUGAAUUGAAAUUACCAAUUACUGUUUUAGAAUGCAUAAUUUCGGUGAUAUACUUUAAUUUGCCAAUAUUACUUGCUCAAUAUUAAGUCUUCAUUCCAGAAUUAGGCAAGAAAAACACAAAUCUAAAAUAGCUUUAUAGAUUCAAGUGAUAUAUUGUUCGAAUCUGUGAGACUAAUCUAAAGAAAAAUUGAAAUGAAGUUCGUUUAUUAGGAAUCAAUAAUUACUAAUGCUGUUUAAUUAUAAUUAGGCAUUUAUUUAUAUAUCAAUUAUAGUUUGUGCCAAAUACGUAGAAUCAUUUUUAGCUUUUUUGAUAUUAAUAUUGUAUAGGUCUUCAAUUAACAAAAAAAGUAUUGGAAUGCAUAGCAUCAGUAUAGAUAAUAAGUUCAUGAUCUAAUUUAGCAAAUAAUUUUCCAUUCAAAUCAUAUCUGGCUUUUUCCUCUGUAUUCUCAGUGUUCUUCAUCAGUCUGUUCUAUUCUUAAUAUCUUCAUUUUUCUAUUAUUCCCAAUAUAAAUUUUGUCCUCCCUCUUCCGCAUCAGGAUUUAAAUCUUAUUGAUGUUUAAAUCAAAAAUGGUCAAAUUAUAAUCCUAUCAAUUCUAUUUCCAAUUUAUUAUUAUAAAAAAUAAAGUUCUUGACAGUAUUAAUUUGUUUUUCCGAUCUGUCUAAAGCUGUAAAAAUUAUUGAAAUGAAAUCUAUGUAGGGUAGAAAGUAUUGCUCGAUAUUUUUCCUUGAAAUUUUCAACAAACAUAAAUUAUUACAGUUGAAAAACUAUUGGUAGACCUACCUUUCAAGUUGUAUUUUGAGUUAUCCAACUCUAAUAAUAAUAUAAUGUAUAUUUUUAUGGUUGUAGGUAAAAUAUGAACAUAUUUAUCCAAAAAAUGUAUCAUUCAAAACAUUUGAAUUGAGCUGAAUAUAGUCCAGCUUCAUUGAUUGGAUAAAAUUCUCCAUUUUUCUUAAACAAAUUCCUUAGAAAUACGCUUAAUAAAAGCACAAUAUUUAAAACAAUAAAAUAAUGCGGUACCUUUCUUCAUCAAUUUAUUGAUUUGCAUGAUUCUACAUAACGGUACCGAUCUUUGUUGGAAUUACAUUAUACUCCGCAUUACAUAGGUAGUUUUUAGGUCUUUGUAAAUACAGUAUUCGAUAUAGAGCAAUUAAACAUUUAAAACAUUAAUAAAGACUUGAGUUAUGAUGGAGAAGUUUUAAGAACUUGAUCAUGCGGUUCAUAGUUGGCUACAUGCUUUCCUUUAACUGCGCACAACCCCAAGUUUUUUAGGUAACAUUACCUCAAGAGAAGCUUGAGACAUCAACUUGUAUAUUUAGAUAGGAAAAAGCAUCGAGAGAUCCAUUGUAAAACUAUAAAAGUUCGUUUAUAAAAGUGAAUCAUUAAGAAGCACAUGUAAUAUUUGUAUUAUAUAUCUGAAAAAACUCAUCUAGAUUUAGAAUAUAAGUAAUCCAUAGUUGAUAAAUACUGUACUGCAUUUUGUAUUAUAUUCAUAAUAUAAUCUUAAAACUUAUAAUUUUCAGUAUUCAAAAACACUAAAGUAAUUCUAAAACAUUUGACAUUAGGAACAACUGAUUAAUUAAUUCCACAAUAAUUGCCAUAGAAUAAUAAUAAUAAUAUGUUAACUACAUGCCCUAGUUAUUGUUCGUGAAAAACGUUGAGUUAAUAUGAAUGAGAAAGCAAUUUGAAUUAUUGAUUAUCUCAUCAAUUUUUGUUUAUCUCUUUCACAAGUAUGCAAACUUGUACACUUAUAGUCUGAAACUAAUUGUUUUGUAAAUAUCAAUCUGUAAAUCAAAUUAUGUUUUUCUGAAGCUAGUUUAUUGUCAUAGAGCUUUCUUCAUCCAUUUUCAACUAUUACCGACGAUGGUAUUAAUAAUGUACCACAUUCCUAGGAUAAGUUUUAUUAAAUUUAAUAUACCAUUAAUUUUUUUUUAAUUUUAUAUCGUAUCAUGCUAUAACCUAUUAAAUUAUUCAUCUAUUCAAUCUUGAAUUUUAAAGUUUGUAAUUGAUGAAUUAGUAUGAGAGAUAGAGGAUGAGUUUUUUAUAUUUCUGUUACUGUUGGAAAGAAAAUAUUACUAUUUUCAAAAACAUGAACAAUACCUUCAAGACAAACGAGUAUAAUUUUCCUAGUUGAGGUUUUUUGAGUUGAGGAUCAAACCUGUUUUAAAUGUAACUUCAAACUCUGCAACCCCUCUUUUAGGAGAAAGCAUCGAUAGAUCACAUCUUUGAAAAACUAUGAAAAUUUGAUUUUGAAUCAUUAUGAAGCACAUGUUUUAUGCUGAUUAAUUAUUCAUACUUUAAAUCUAAUCCUAAAUAAUUCUAAUCCUAACUUUAAUUCUAAUCCAUCUAUAUACCGCGUGUCUAUUAUGUUUCAAAAUAAUUCAAAUUUUAAUAAAUUCUUACAGUAUUGUUACGAUACUCUACAUUAAGUAUUAUUCUAACUCCUGUUGAUCAGUAUUUAUGCAUCAAUUUUUAUCUUAAUAUGAAUUGUUGAGUUUUUCGAGAAACUACAUACAGUAUAAUUUAUGUAAUUUAAAUUACGGUUCUGAAUUUCAUAAGUCCUCUUGCAAUCUCUUGUGACCUCAUUUUUUGUGAUUUAGCCAACAAGAGAUCGCUACAUCGCUUUGGAUAUAAUAGUCAUCAAAAUCGAUACAACAUAUAAAAUUGGUGGUCUUUAGAAUUUAUUGCAAAAAAUCGGAAAGAGCUUUCGAUCAUGUAGUAAUAAAUGGGCUUUAUCCGAACCAUUCAGUGUAACAUUUCAAGUAUUAAAUUAAUCAUGUUUAAAUUUUUUAAUUUACGAACUUUAACCAUGACUUUCCUCGAUAAAAUUCAUUGUAACUCUUGUACUUUUCUUCCUAAUACCUAAUAUUAUUGUUUCAACUUGAAUAUUUCAUGUUCCACUUCUAUUAAAUGAUUCAUUACUAAUUUUAUAACUAUUCAAUGUUUGCCAAGUAAAUUACACAUUCCAGCUGCUAAUGCUCUUCCUAAAUCCUUAUAUUAUUAUUUUUGUUUGUAGAAAUUUAUUGUUGUUAAUUUGUUUUAAUUUUAUAAGUAUAAUCUGUUCUUAAAUUUCUUGUUAUAAAUUCUUUAUGUUAUUUCAAUCAUAUUGUGAAAAUUUAUAAAGGUAACAAUAAAAAAUAGGCAUUCAAUUUAGCCUGAUUGUA
Messenger RNA from Nilaparvata lugens (brown planthopper), 8879 nucleotides. RefSeq names its product F-actin-uncapping protein LRRC16A (gene LRR). The record is from RefSeq and is a predicted model, not a curated record. Gene Ontology annotation, biological process: cell migration; regulation of Arp2/3 complex-mediated actin nucleation. Bases 185 to 4324 code for a protein of 1379 amino acids. The transcript has 35 exons. Gene Ontology annotation, molecular function: protein binding. Lineage: Eukaryota; Metazoa; Arthropoda; Insecta; Hemiptera; Delphacidae. Gene Ontology annotation, cellular component: lamellipodium; plasma membrane.